Talaromyces proteolyticus is the source of this 264-nucleotide messenger RNA. RefSeq lists its product as uncharacterized. Lineage: Eukaryota; Fungi; Ascomycota; Eurotiomycetes; Eurotiales; Trichocomaceae. The record is from RefSeq and is a predicted model, not a curated record. The annotation marks the transcript as partial. The transcript has a single exon.
AAAGAGCAAGUGCGGGUGUCAAAUUUGAGAAUCCAAGCGUUUCAACGACAGAUUGAUAAACAGAAAAAGCGAGGCGUCCUGAGAUGUGCAGGUUGUCGUACCAACAAGAAGAAUCGGAAAAUAUUCGGCUGUAAACAUUUGCUGUGCACACAACGCGUGGAAGAUGUCAACUCCCAGGGUCCACUUUUUGGAUACCCUUGCCCUCAGUGCAAGGCUCCCAUUGAGGCUUGUUUCGAUUGCUUUCCCAAUUUAUUAGAGUUAUGA